UGUAGGUAGCCGCGAUUUUCAUUGUAUAUUAUUUAUUUGUAAGAACAUCUUGUUUUUUAAAUAUAAAUAUACAAUCAGAUCGAAAUGAACCAGUUUUUGAAAAAUUGCAGAUCUCUUCUUACCCAACAGGUAUCUAGAAUCGUUGUUAUCGGAAACGAAAGCUGUGAUUUGGACUCUGCAGUUUGCAGUAUUUGCCUUGCUUUCCAUCUGUCCAAAUGUCCGAGCUUAUUCAAUUCUUUCAGGAACUAUCACUUUAUUCCCGUGUUAAAUGUUAGCAGAAAAGAUUUGCCGUUAAAAACAGAGGUUGUAUUUUAUCUACAUGAGAAUAAUAUCAGCAUACGUGACUUGAUAUGUAAUGAUGAAAUCGAACUCCCAGAAGCAAUGUCUAAUGAAACCAAGCUCAUUUUGGUGGAUCAUCAUCUAUCCAAAUAUCGACAGAAUGUAAUAGGAGUGAUUGAUCAUCGCCCGUUCGAUUCAUAUUCUAAUUUGAAUGAAAACGUAUAUAAACAUAUAGAAUUAGUGGGAUCAUGCGCCUCACUUGUCUUAAGAAUAAUCGAUCAAUCGAACGUUCUAAAAAAAAAUAAAGCAGACUAUAUCUCUACAUUGAAUUUGCUUUACGGAGCGAUAAUCUUAGACACUUUCAAUUUGUCGAAGCAAGCGGAUAAAGCUCGCAAAACUGACAUUGAAAUGGUGCAACUAGUCGAACAAAAUCUUUGCUUGUGUGAUGUGACUAACAGACGUCAAACUUUGCUUGAAAUUCUUAUUGCAAAGAGAAGCGAUGUAUCUAGUUUGAAUUCUCUUCAAAUUCUUUCUAAAGAUUCGAAAACUGUUGUCCGAAAGGGUCUAACUGUCUUAAUACCUGGUUAUCCUCUUCUUGUCCAAGAUUAUGUUAAACUAGAAGAUGCAGAAAUAAAUCUCCAGAAAUUUGCCAGAAUGACCGGUGCCAAUGUAAUUGUGCUCAUAGGAAUGAGAAUGGAUCUAGCAAAGAACGAUAACGCUAACAUGAGAAGAGAUUUGGGCAUAAUUAAUGUCAAUAACCAGGAUUUAUUUCAAAAGAUCUUAAAAGAAUUAACCUCAAAUAAUACUGUUGAUCUUUGUUUGGAAAAGAACAACGAAAUUGAAUUUCUUGGAGGAGCUUUUUAUGACCAACGUAAUGUGGUGUACACAAGAAAACAAAUUUUACCGCUCAUUUGUGAUAUUAUGGAUAAGUUCUAGACGAAAGUGAUCUGUAAAUUACUUCAACGACGAUGACCUCAAGAUCUACCGUGUUAUUCGCAACUCAGAGGAUGCGACUUUUCUUCAACGACAAAUGGCAAUCUUUUCGGAUUGGUGCAAAUUGAAUCACAUGACCAUCAAAUUGAAUCACAUGACGGCUAAGCAUUGUAUGGAUGUUUACUGCUUGAAAUUCUUAUACUAUUCACUCGUUCGCUCUACUCUGGAAUAUUGUUCUUCUUCUUCUUCCUUUCUGGUUGGCGUCACCUCACUUGAGAUGACGCCGAAUUUGAUGGCACAGCAACUAAGGCUAUAUUGCCAGUUAAUUUUCGUUUAUAGUCCAAUGGACUUUAUUUUCACUUGACUACAAGCGAAAAACUCGCUGUGUGGCUGCGUCGAAUCGUCAAAGUACGGCUGAAAAUCCUUUCUUGCGAAAUACUCGAAUUUUCUCCGGACUAACACGAUGCAACGUGCUCACCCGUUGAGAGUUUCACCGGAAGUGGAAUAUUGUUCAGCUGUUUGGAACCCUCACUAUCUCAAUGGCGUUAAUACAAUUGAGUCGAUUCAACGUAGAUUCGUUCGAUUCGCUCUUCUCCGUGUACCUUGGACCAAUCCUCAUCAACUACCGAGCUAUGAAAGUCGCGGAUUGCUUAUCGGUCUAGACACACUGCAAGUAAGACGGGAGCUAUCGCGUGCUUUAAUAAUAGCAGAUGUUUUGAACUAUAGGAUCGACUGCCCACUUUGCUCUGUGAAGUCAACAUAAAUGUUAGUCCUCGAGCUCUCCGCAACAACGCUUUUCUUCGACUUCCUUUACGCCGCACUAACUACGGGAUAAACAGUGCGAUUAUCGGCUUACAACGGUCAUUCAAUCGAGUGUCAUCUGAGUUCGACUUCAAUCUUUCACGGCAUAAAACAAGGGCCAAAUUCUUACAUAGUAUUAGAAUUAAUCAUUAGGAUCACAUCGUGUUUGUUGAUUUUACAAUAAAUAAAUAAAUAAAUAGUC
Messenger RNA from Malaya genurostris, 2215 nucleotides. It is a transcript of the gene pn, whose product is annotated as exopolyphosphatase PRUNE1. Gene Ontology annotation, cellular component: cytoplasm. Gene Ontology annotation, molecular function: exopolyphosphatase activity. Lineage: Eukaryota; Metazoa; Arthropoda; Insecta; Diptera; Culicidae. The transcript is spliced from 4 exons. Bases 85 to 1215 code for a protein of 376 amino acids. The record is from RefSeq and is a predicted model, not a curated record.